Messenger RNA from Culex pipiens pallens (northern house mosquito), 1406 nucleotides. RefSeq names its product venom protease. Gene Ontology annotation, biological process: proteolysis. Gene Ontology annotation, molecular function: serine-type endopeptidase activity. Bases 96 to 1289 code for a protein of 397 amino acids. NCBI's taxonomy places the organism in Eukaryota, Metazoa, Arthropoda, Insecta, Diptera, Culicidae. The transcript is spliced from 5 exons. The record is from RefSeq and is a predicted model, not a curated record.
UGUGGUUAGUCUUGUUCUAGAUUCGAUUGAAGUUGGUCGCCCGCGAUCCGCGAGUGUGCUUUUUGGACUGGCUAUAAAAUUUAAAAAAAUUCAAAAUGUGGAAGAUGAUUAGCAGAUUCAACAACGCCAACGGUGGAAUCCGGCUGCAACUGCUGUUUUGCAUUCUAACAAUCAGUCUGGAACUGCAACAAGUUUACGCACAUUCCAUCGUGGAAAGCGAAUCCACCGGAACCAGCAACUCGGCAGCGUUCCGCGGAGGAACGACAGCUUCCGGCUACGAACCCAAGUCCUUCUACCGGAUCAGCUGCCCGGGCCAAAGCGAGUGCGUCCCACUGGCCGAUUGUCCCGAGUUGUUGCUGGAAACGGCCCGCCAGUGCUACCGGGGGGACUUUUCCCUUUCGUGCGGGGUGAACGAGCUGGAACCGCACGUGUGUUGCCCGAGGACACCGAACCGGUUCGACGACGACCGGAACGGCGAGAACGUUGGUUGUGGCAAGAGUAUCGUCCAGGGUGACUACUACAACGGGCUGGGAGCGUUCCCGUUUGUGGCGCGGAUCGGGUUCAAGAAUACCAAAACAGGAUCGUUCAUCUAUCCGUGCUCCGGUUCAAUCAUCGCCCGCCAGAUAAUUCUAACGUCCGCCCACUGCGCCCUGGCCAAAGCGGACAGCCAUCGACUGUCUUCGGUGAGAAUUGGGGACUACGACACACGCACCGAUCCGGACUGCGGAAAUACCGGGUUCUGCGCACCGGCAGCCAUUAAUCACGCCGUCAGCCAAAUUAUUGUCCACCCGGAUUAUGUGGACGGGCAGUAUCACCAUGACAUUGCACUGCUGAUUCUGCGAUCUCCCAUCAACUACACAGUGGCCGCCCAACCGCUUUGUCUCCACCGAAGGCGCCAAGAUCUGACCGUUGGCCGGCGGGUACAAAUCAUCGGCUGGGGUAAACUGUCCACCAGCGGAACCAAAUCGCCCGAGCUGCAAUCGCUGGAGGUGCCGCUGACGUCCUGGGACCAGUGCGUCCGUGCGUACUCCUCCACGGGAGCGCUCCAGUCGACCAAAUCCAUCGAGGGCGAAUGGAUGUGUGCGGGGGGUGAAGGUCGCGAUGCGUGCCUGGGCUUUGGAGGGGCACCACUCAUCAUCCGCGAUGGAGCUACCAAGAGGUACGCCCAGAUCGGGAUCAUGUCUUUUGGAGCGGAAACUUGUGGCGCACUCAACAUGCCCAGCGUGUACACCUCGAUUGCGCAUUACGCGCACUGGAUCGAGUCUAACACGCCGACGACCUUUGUGUGAUUUUUGAUGGAGCAGUCGGGGCCGGUGAUAAGUUAUUAUGUGCGUGUUUUUACUAUAUUUAUAUGGAUGAUGAUGAUGAAUACGUAAUAAUAAAGUGCUAAUUCUACCAGUUAUGGA